AUGUACGAUUACACUGAGUUGGCCAAUACAUUGCAGCCCAAUCAUCAACUGCGUAGUGUGGGAGAACAAAGGCGCUCUCACGUCCCACUGACCAACAGUAGCAUCACGGUACUGUGCCCAUCCAUGAUCAGCUUUGACAUCCCUGAAAAGAUACUUGCAGAAGUAGAGAUCAACGUGUUCCUUCCCACCCUUGGCCUGCCCAUCAUGUCGCUCAGUUCUGGACUGCAGCUGCUGGCGGGGGCCGAGCACGUGCGGUACGAGAGCACCGGCCCGGCGCUCUGCACCGUGGUCUUCCUGCUGGGCUACUUCUUCGGCAUGGCCAGCUCCAUCUGGUGGGUCAUCCUCUCCCUCACCUGGUUCCUCGCCGCCGGCAUGAAGUGGGGCAACGAGGCCAUCGCCGGCUACGCGCAGUACUUCCACCUGGCUGCCUGGCUGCUCCCCAGCGUCAAGUCCAUCGCCGUGCUGGCGCUCAGCUCCGUCGACGGCGACCCCGUGGCCGGCAUCUGCUAUGUGGGCAACCAGAGCCUGGAGAACCUGCGGGGCUUUGUGCUGGCGCCGCUGCUCAUCUACUUGGCCAUCGGCGGUGGCUCCCUCUACAGCGACGUCAGCACCGGCCUGACGUGGAGGUCGGGCACCGCCAGCUCUGUCUCCUACCCCAAGCAGAUGCCCCUGUCUCAAGUGUGAGGAGGGGGAGAGAGGCCAAAGGUUAGGGAGUGAGGGACACCGGCCUGCCUAAAAUGCCCCCUCACUGUUUGGUGCCAUUAAUGAACCCCUAAUGGUCCUUAUUAGCCACCGCUUGUAUGGAACAAUGCAGCUGGCAGAGGCCCCGGGCUCCGGCCCCCUCCUCCUUCCACGCCAUUCAUAUGCGGGAGCGCGUCCUUCAAGGAGCCAGCUUAUUAUUUUGCUGGUAGAGGAGGGUAGGGGCUCACCCGUGUCUUGCAGAGCGCAGGGCACGGCGGGUCUUGGUUUGCCCUCGCAUCAGCUCCUCACUCGUGGGAGGGAGGGUCUUCCCCCCCCACCACCCCCCCCAUCCUGAGGUGGGAGUCUGCUGGAACUGCAGGUUUUUGGGAUAUUGAUGACCGGGCAAAUGCCUUACAACACAGACUGAAUCAAAACAUGUCUUAAUUAUACACCCCAGCUAAAUACGGGUUUCCUACAUUAAAGGAUGUAUUUAUAUAAUUAUUUGUUACCUUGUACAGAUGUGUAAAAUAUGUAUAUAUCCAAAGCUAUACAGUCUGUAAAUUUUUUUGUAAAAAAGUUUAGAGGCUACCCCUGUAAGAGCAAAUAUGAGUAUUCUAUUUUGUCAAUAAAAUGACUUUUGAUAAAUGA
Opisthocomus hoazin is the source of this 1329-nucleotide messenger RNA. The record is from RefSeq and is a predicted model, not a curated record. NCBI's taxonomy places the organism in Eukaryota, Metazoa, Chordata, Aves, Opisthocomiformes, Opisthocomidae.